AUGACAGUCCUGCGGGACUGUGUGGAUGCAAUGCAGGAUUUGUCUGUGUGGACCGAGAUUUGCGAUUUAUUGUGCUGGUGGAAAUGUGUACUUACAUUGUGCAUAGAAGCUUUCUCCCGUGCAGAUGUGGAGACCGGAAACUUUCCCUGGCCAGCCAAGCUCCCCCAGCUGGCGGUCUUCGAAAAGGCAAAACCCGAUCGUCUGCCUGUGGCCAAACUGUUGGAAAGAUGGACGAUGGAGCAAGAGCAGCUCCUGUUCUGUCGUUUCAAUUCAAGCGUUGAACUUGUGCGGAAGCUCUUGGACAAUCUUCCGGAUGUAGAAGAGGUACGCAUUCGCCUGGAAUUGCUUCAUGUGCAUAUGACCGACAUGAUGAUCUACAUGCACGAGCACAUCCAGCUUCGCUCUAUGUCGGUGCUUAC
This is a messenger RNA of Symbiodinium sp. CCMP2592, 419 nucleotides long. The record is from the annotation of a GenBank genome assembly. NCBI's taxonomy places the organism in Eukaryota, Dinophyceae, Suessiales, Symbiodiniaceae.